UCAUUUCUGAAUUCAUAAUACAGAAAUAUGUGAAAAAUUUGAUUCAAAUAUAAAACAUUUUGUAGAGAGAUGGAAAUAACGGGAUUAUGGUUGAUUUUAACAAGAUGAAUGUUGUCAUCAAAAUGUGAGGGAAAUCGAUUUACAUCAUAAGCAAAUAGAAAAUGAAUGUAGUCAGCAUUGACAAGCAAGUAGUCUAUUUAUGACUUCUUUGGCUACCAGAACGUGCCAAUGAAAACUGCAUGAAAUAUAUUAUGGCAUAUUAUGGAACUGUACUGUGUAAAAAAAGACGACAGUUCCUACUUGACAAAGGAAAAUCUUAACAUUAACACUGAUGUGCGUAUAGUUGAAAUGAAAGUGGCUGAAAAACUCUUUUUCCCUACGUAAAGUAAGAAAAAUAUAAGACAUAAAAAUCAUUCUCAGACCCACUGCAUGACGAAAAUACCGCUGACUGAUGAACAAUGCAAAAAGAAAAGAUGUACGUUGAGUUUAAGUUAAAAUUUGUCUGUCGCGGUUCAAGAUACACCAUUACGUUCAGCUCUGUCUAACGAGGAUGAUAUGGCGAAGACGGUUACGGCAACGAAUUUUCACUUUAUAGCAAUCUCUGGCGUUACCUCCUUACUUCGAGAACUUCGGAUGUCAUCCCGAAAUUAAGAGUGCAUCAAGAAGAGGAAAAUUAAAAUAUUGGUAUUGUGGUUGUUUUAAACAGGAUGGAAAGUGUCAUUGAAAUGAGAGGUAAAUCAUUUUACAUCAUAAACAAAAAGAAAUUGAACGUAUUCUUAGUCAACAUUGACAAGCAAGGAGUCUGUUUACGGCUUUACAUGCUACCAGCAUACGAUAAUAAAACAUUGCAGCAAAUAUGUCAUGGCAGAUCAUGGAACUGUACUGCGUAAAACAAACAGCAUUUCCUACGUUACACGUCAGGAAAAACAUUAACAUUAACACUAGUGUGCAAAUAGUCGAGACAGAAGUCGCUGAAAAACGACGACGAUAAACUCCAAAUUUGACCAACUUUGGCCAUUAUGCCUUAAAUGCAAGAAAAUAAGACAUUUUAGAAGAAAUUGUCCGUCAGAUUUUAACUAUGCGCACAUCUAGUGUUGUCGAAAAGCAAACGGAGCAGACAAAUGCAGAGAGGCAAACAGAAAACCUAUGUCAUCAAGAUGUAGAUUAGAAAAAAAAUGAAAAUGUGAAUGAAAUAGGAUGAUGAGAAACUUGAUGAAAGCUAAUUGAUUGAGUGUGACUCUUGGGAGAAAGAAGGCAUUGGUGAUGAAAUGGACUCGGACUCGCGAGUACAGGAGAGAGCAAAAUCGGAAAAUAGUCGGGCAAAUGAUUCCUCUUCGAACUGUUCACCGUACUCGAUGGGGCGUCUGACGACUUAGAAGAUGAUGAUACUCGAAACACGCUCGGGUUUCUUGGCGGGAUCUUAGACGGACUGUGUGACCUUCAAAAAUGUUAAUUAAUAUGCUGGGGUUCGCAACUGUAUACACAUAUUUUGUACUGACACAAAAAGAUAAGGAUUUUAAAAAAAAGCUUCGGUCUGCGUAGGAUUAACAACAAAACCCUUGCGAAACAGUUAGCCAAGUACUAUGGUUGCUGACCCUGUUAAUAUCAAAGACCGGGAUGUAACAGCACCUGACGGUGGAAGAGGCUGGGUUGUGGUGUUUGCAGCACUUGUUUUUAGUAUCAUUUAUGACGGAUGUAGUAAUGCGUUUGGAAUCCUCUACAUACAAAUUUUAGAAGGGUUCAAUGAAACAAAAAGUAAUACAGCUUGGACUGGCUCCUUGUUUUUCUCUAUGCCAUUAUUGCUCGCUCCAACAGCAGGAAUAAUAACAGCAAACAUUGGUCCCCGUCUAGCAACGAUGUUGGGAGGACUGAUUGUAACAGUUGGUUUUGCAAUUGGGUCAUGUUCUACUUCCAUUCCUAUGUUAGUUAUAUUCUAUGGAUUAUUCGGUGGAAUCGGAAUGUCCUUACCUUACUUUAGCACAUUCCAGAUUGUGACAGAUUAUUUCGAUGAAAAACUCGCUCUUGCUUUUGGUAUAGCGGAGUGUGGUGCUGGUCUCGGAACAGUAAUAUUUGCUCCGUUAACAGAGUAUUUCAUCUCAACGUAUGGAUGGAGAGGUGCUCUCUUAGUAAUAAGUGGAUUAGUUUCAAACAUCAUUGUCUGUGGUGCUUUGUUUUGUCCAGUAAAGCAAAAUAAAAGUAUUACCGCUUUUAAUAAAUGUAGCUUAUCGUAUUUCCCAUUACGUUGCUGUUUAAACUCACUGGCUGCAAAAGAUAUUAAGAUUCAUUCUGUCCCAGAUGUACCGACUGGUGAAAAAACUCCAUUACAUGCCAAAGAACGACCCCUGACGUACUUAUCUCAGUUGAAAAGCAUAAAAUUUCUAAUGUUUGCUCUUUCAAAUUUUGUUAUGUACUUCUGGUAUGAUGUACCUUACAUGUUCAUAGUUUCUAACACUGUGGACAUAGGGAUAAGUAUCCAGAAAUCAAGUUACCUGCUUUCAAUUAUCGGAAUUGUCCAUUUCUUUGGCAUAAUUGGAUACGGCGUCCUAUGUAACCGGAAGUGCGUUAACGGAGCGGUGGUUUAUGGGAUAUCUACAGGAUUGUGCGGCGUAGCUAUUUUACUUGUGCCUGUAUUUCAGGAGUUCAUUCCUCUUGCAAUUUUGUCAGGAUGUUUUGGAUUAUUUUCUGCACCACAGGAAGUUCUCCUGACGUGUAUUUUGAUAGAUAUAGUUGGAAAAACGGCGUUUGACAACUUCUUUUGCGGAUUCAUCCUCUUCAUGCAAGGUAUUGCAAAUCUUCUAGGACCACCAUUUGCCGAUAGGUGUUAA
Messenger RNA from Mercenaria mercenaria, 2825 nucleotides. Its product is annotated as monocarboxylate transporter 12-B-like. The record is from RefSeq and is a predicted model, not a curated record. Gene Ontology annotation, molecular function: monocarboxylic acid transmembrane transporter activity. Gene Ontology annotation, biological process: transmembrane transport; monocarboxylic acid transport. Bases 1584 to 2825 code for a protein of 413 amino acids. NCBI's taxonomy places the organism in Eukaryota, Metazoa, Mollusca, Bivalvia, Venerida, Veneridae. The transcript is spliced from 3 exons.